AUGAUGCUUGUCGCGGUCCUCCUCUCCGUUAUCGUCGAGCAGGUCUCCUCCACAGCGAUCGCAUCUUCGCUGCUCCAGCCCUCCCUCGCUGCUGACGACAGCUUCAUACUCGCCGGCGGAGCGCCAGAGGAUGGUGGACACGGAAAGGACCCCAUCAGCGAAUGGUCCUCUACCAUCGGCAUAGUCACUGCGAUUGUAGGCAAUGUCCUUAUAUCGCUUGCUUUGAAUAUCCAGCGCUACGCCCAUGUUCGUAUAGAACGGGAAUAUGAAGGCAAUAUACUGCGGCUGAGGGCGGAGUGGAAGCGGUCUUCACCCAGGCCUGAUGGCCGGGCGAGUGGCCACAAUUACGGGACGGUGGACGGGGAGCAUGCUGAAAGGCAGGCAAAUAUCAGUACUCAGGCAUAUACCGAUGACCCGGAAGAUGCAAGGAGAGAUGGCAAUGCGCACGCCAACGGAUACGGACAUACCAAUGCGCAAACUCGCGACAACCGAUCUGAACCCAGUGGAAGCAGACCGAUAGUGGACUCUGGCGACGAGGAUGGAGACGAUCCGUUACAAAGUUCAUUUCUGUCGGAUCGGUCGGCCACCUCAUUCGAGAAAAGCACGGCAGGUAUUGAUAGGAAGUCGUAUCUGCGCUCGUCAUACUGGUGGUGUGGGAUCGUACUCAUGACGGUCGGAGAGGCUGGGAAUUUCCUGGCUUACGGCUUUGCGCCAGCUUCUAUUGUCUCGCCCUUGGGAGUCGUCGCACUUGUGUCGAACUGUCUGAUUGCGCCGUUUCUACUCAAGGAGAGAUUUCGCCAAAGGGAUUUCUUAGGGGUCGUGAUCGCGAUUGCCGGAGCUGUUAUCGUCGUGUUGAGCGCAAAAACAUCUGAAAAUAAGAUCGGUCCGGGUGAGAUUUGGGGAAUGAUUACGCGAUGGGAAUUCGAGACGUAUCUCGGGGUCACUGUCGUGUUGAUUAUUGGCUUGAUGUCGAUAAGUAGAAAGUAUGGGCGCAAGACUAUCCUGAUCGAUAUCGGGCUGGUUGGUUUAUUUGGUGGCUAUACGGCUCUGUCCACCAAGGGUGUAUCCUCUCUACUCUCAUAUACCCUCUGGCACGCAAUUACGUUCCCCAUAACGUAUGUCCUUGUGGCUGUCCUGGUGUCUAGUGCCAUUAUGCAAAUUCGAUACAUCAACCGCGCACUCCAACACUUUGAUUCGACACAGGUGAUCCCCACACAGUUUGUGCUUUUCACUUUAUCAGUCAUCAUGGGAAGCGCCAUAUUGUACCGUGACUUUGAAUCUGCGACUGUAGCACGAGUUGUGAAGUUUGUUGGCGGCUGUGCGCUCACUUUCUUUGCCGUCUAUCUUAUCACAAGCGGCAGGGCCCAGAAGCAAGACGAUUCAGAGUCAGAGAGCGACGAGGAAGAAGCAAUUGGCUUGCACAAUGACGAACCCUAUAGGGAUUACGUUGACUGGCAACAAGACGGCACGCCAAUUCCUAGCAGACAAAGCACCGAUAUCAGUGGCCGAGUUUCGCAUACAAAGCCUUCCCCUUCGCGCUCGCUCCAAAGUCUUGAAGAGAUGUACGAGUCCGAGGAUGAAGACGGACAGCAGACUCCGCGUGCCCGGACAGCUACAUCUCCCAACUCACUAUUGGACCCUAUUUCGAGCUCAUCUUCUAUUCUGGACCCUUCUCCGCUCCCUGCCGCAGAUAAUCCCUGGGCUACACCCACCCGUGAGAGAGAGGAACCGGACUACAACCCGCUGAAGGCUGAACAGGCUAUCGCGGCGCAUAACACAGAUGUAUACCCGCCUCCAACAAAUGUGGUCUUACAGUUUCCUUCAGCUCCUGGUGCCACGGACUCGCCCCCUCGAGGAGGACCGCAGACACCUCAGGACGAGGAGAAGGGUCGCCUCAGCAACACCGAAAGAGUAUGCGUGGAAGCAACAGACACAAGUCCAAGUGCAAACCACGGCCUGGAAUCCCACUUUACCUGGAUCCUGCUCUGGAUCCUCACCCAGUGGCCGAAGUUGACGAUGAAACAGCCGGGAGCACACCUCAAAUAUCACGAUCAACCUCUACAACAGGACCUGACGGGCCACGGAGUGAACAGCAGCGGACUCGAAGUCUGA
Molecule: messenger RNA, 2112 nt
Organism: Arthroderma uncinatum
Lineage: Eukaryota; Fungi; Ascomycota; Eurotiomycetes; Onygenales; Arthrodermataceae
Product: non-imprinted in Prader-Willi/Angelman syndrome region protein 1
Exons: 3
Coding region: 1-2112 (703 amino acids)
Biological process (GO): magnesium ion transport
Cellular component (GO): membrane
Molecular function (GO): magnesium ion transmembrane transporter activity
Source: RefSeq, a predicted model, not a curated record